Hylaeus anthracinus is the source of this 432-nucleotide messenger RNA. Its product is annotated as protein FAM98B-like. Lineage: Eukaryota; Metazoa; Arthropoda; Insecta; Hymenoptera; Colletidae. The coding region runs from base 1 to 432 and encodes 143 amino acids. The transcript has 4 exons. The record is from RefSeq and is a predicted model, not a curated record.
AUGGGCAUCAAACACCUCAACAUGAAGGUGUUCGCGAUUACCGUCUUCCUGGCGCUCGUAGCCACCACCUACGCCGGUUACAUAAGCAGUGGUUGGAGUAGCGGCGGUGGUGGAGGUGGCUGGAAGCUCGGCGGAGGUGGUGGUGGCUGGAGCGGCGGUGGUGGAGGCGGUGGAUGGCCUAGUGGCGGCGGCGGUGGAUGGAGCGGCGGCGGCGGUGGUGGCGGCGGAAAAAUCAUCAAGGUGAUCACCGUGAGCGGCGGAGGCGGUGGAUGGCCUAGUGGCGGCGGCGGCGGAUGGUCUGGAGGCGGUGGCGGUGGAUGGCCCAGCGGUGGUGGAGGUGGAUGGAAAAGCGGCGGUGGAGGCGGUGGAUGGAGCGGCGGUGGCGGCGGUGGAUGGAGCGGUGGUGGCGGCGGUGAACAAAACAUGGAAUAG